Protobothrops mucrosquamatus (brown spotted pit viper) is the source of this 2536-nucleotide messenger RNA. RefSeq names its product DnaJ heat shock protein family (Hsp40) member C10 (gene DNAJC10). NCBI's taxonomy places the organism in Eukaryota, Metazoa, Chordata, Lepidosauria, Squamata, Viperidae. Gene Ontology annotation, biological process: protein folding in endoplasmic reticulum. Gene Ontology annotation, cellular component: endoplasmic reticulum. Bases 89 to 2536 code for a protein of 815 amino acids. The transcript is spliced from 21 exons. The record is from RefSeq and is a predicted model, not a curated record. Gene Ontology annotation, molecular function: disulfide oxidoreductase activity.
AGCUUCUUCAGAAAUAUAUGCAGUCCUGGUUACAUCAGAGUGAGAUCUGUUAGUCUAUUAUAAAGUAUACUUGACUAAGAUAUUCAUAAUGGAGACUUCAUUUCCCAGAAGACAAUGCAUCAAAGACUUUAUAAAAAUUGUCUCCUUGUAUUUCAUUUUAAUAUGCCUUGUAGCUUUAGUUGAUCCAACUGAAGACUAUUACAGUUUACUUGGAAUAUCCAAAGAAGCAACAAGUAGAGAAAUUAGGCAGGCUUUCAAAAAGUUGGCUCUAAAGUUGCAUCCUGACAAGAACCAGAACAAUCCAGAGGCACAUGAAAAUUUCUUGAAAAUAAACCGAGCAUAUGAAGUAUUAAAAGAUGAAGAUCUGAGAAAGAAGUAUGAUAAAUAUGGUGAGAAAGGUCUAGAAGAUCAUCAGGAGGGAGGUCGCUAUGAAAGCUGGCACUUUUACCGCUAUGAUUUUGGUAUCUAUGAUGAUGAUCCUGAAAUCAUAACAUUAGAUAGAGGAGAAUUUGAUGCUGCUAUUGGUUCUGGAGAACUGUGGUUUGUAAAUUUCUAUUCUCCUCGAUGUUCACAUUGCCAUGAUUUAGCACCCACGUGGAGAGAAUUUGCUAAAGAAAUGGAUGGAUUAAUACGCAUUGGAGCCGUCAACUGUGGUGAUAACAGAAUGCUUUGUCGGAGUAAGGGAAUCAAUAGCUACCCCAGCCUCUACGUCUUCAAAAGUGGAAUGAAUCCAGUGAAAUUUUAUGGUGACAGAUCAAAGGAGAGUUUAACGAAUUUUGCCAUGCAGUAUGUCACAAGCACAGUGACAGAACUAUGGGCAGGAAAUUUUGUUAAUGCUGUUGAAACUGCAUUUGCUUCUGAUAUUGGCUGGUUAAUUACCUUUUGCACUGAACAAGGAGAUUGUUUGACUUCUCGAACACGCCUUAAACUGGCUGGCAUGUUGGAAGGCCUGGUUAAAGUAGGCUGGAUGGACUGUGCCACCCAGGGUGAGCUUUGUGAUAGUUUGGAUAUCUCAUCUAGCACAACAACGUAUUUUCCACCUGGAGCCACAUUAACUAAUAAAGAGAAAGGAGGUGUUUUGUACGUGAACUCCUUAGAUGCAAGAGAAAUAUAUUUGGAAGUCAUGAAGCACCUUCCAGACUUUGAUACAAUCCUGGCAUCUACUUUACAGGAUCACGUGGCCCAUCAUCGAUGGUUAAUAUUCUUUCAGUUUGGCAAAAACAGCAAGUCAGAUGCCCAUGACCUUAAGAAGUUAAGUGUUCUCCUUAAAGCUGAAAAUAUUCAAGUUGGGAAGUUUGACUGUCUUACUGCUGCUAAUAUUUGUAACAGUCUGUAUGUUUAUGAACCGUGUGUAGUGGUCUUUAAAGGACGUGGAAUGGAUAACUAUGAAAUUCACCAUGGGAAAAAUAUUCUGUAUGAUUUAGUGGCCUUUGCCAAGGAGAGUGUGAAUUCCCACGUCAUUACACUUGGACCUCAAAAUUUUCCUGGCAAGGAGAAAGAACCAUGGCUCGUUGAUUUUUUUGCACCUUGGUGUCCUCCUUGUCGGGCUUUAUUGCCAGAACUGAGGAAAGCAUCAAAGCAUUUGUAUGGCCAACUAAAGUUUGGGACAUUGGAUUGUACGGUUCAUGAAGGAAUUUGCAAUUUGCACAACAUUAGAGCUUAUCCAACCACUGUGGUAUUCAAUCAGUCUCACACACAUGAGUAUGAAGGACAUCACUCAGCUGAACAGAUCUUGGAGUUUAUUGAGGAUCUUAUGAAUCCAUCAGUGAUGUCUCUAACACCAGAUACCUUCACUGAGCUAGUGAAGAAAAGGAAGAAUAACGAAAUCUGGAUGGUUGAUUUUUAUGCUCCGUGGUGUGGUCCUUGCCAAGCUUUAAUGCCAGAAUGGAAGAAAAUGGCAAGGUUGCUGAAUGGACUGAUUGUAGUUGGUAGUGUGGACUGCCAAAAACAUUUUUCCCUGUGUCAUCAAGAAAAUAUUCAAGGCUACCCUGAAAUAAGGCUGUUCCCACAAAAAUCAGCUUCAUCUUAUCAGUACUAUAGCUACAAUGGCUGGCAUCGAGAUGCCUAUUCAUUGCGAAAAUGGGCGCUUGGUUAUCUGCCUCAAGUGUCUCUGGAUCUGACACCUCAGAGCUUCAGUGAUAAAGUUCUGAAUGGGAAAGAGCAUUGGGUCAUCGACUUCUAUGCCCCUUGGUGUGGCCCUUGCCAAAAUUUUGCUCCAGAGUUUGAGAUACUAGCAAAGACUGUUAAAGGAAAAGUGAAAGCUGGCAAAGUUGACUGCCAAGCCUAUGCUCAUACGUGUCAAUCUGCUGGCAUCAGAGCCUAUCCCACAGUUAAAUUUUAUCCUUAUCAAGGAACAAAGAAAAAUAUUUUGGGAGAGCAGAUUGACAGCCAUGAAGCAAAAGUCAUUGCCGAACUACUGAUGGAGAAAGUGGAAAGCCUUAAAAAAAAGAAAAAAAAACAAUCUUCCAGAAAAAAGGUAGAUACUUUUUCAGAAACAUACUUUAAUGUUAUUAUCUUGUACCAUCAGUAUCUUUGA